AUGCGCGGCGGUGACACAGCCAAGUCUCCGGCGAUAAAAAGAAAGCGCAGCGCAGCAGAUCGCAGGAGAGCGGACAGCGAGCUUGCACUUGAUGGUAGAUGCGCCUCUGCGAGUCUUAAAGCGCCUGGAAGUAUUCCAACUCCUGAGGUACUGACUGUGACUUGGACCGGCUGAAGAAUGGAGUGGUAUGUCCUGGUGCUGAUCCUGAGCUUGCCGCCCUCCAUUCAUUCAGACUGCUCUUCACUGUGUCAGAAAUGUGUUCAGCAAGUCCUCAGCUCCGACGCAGCUUUCAGCAGCAGCAGCAGCAGCAGCCUGUCGUGCAGUGCGGAGUGUGAGGCGCAGAGCUGCGUCCAGGUGCCGGGGCUGACGGACUUCAUCCAGGAUGAGGGCGCGGAGGAAGAGGAGCGGCAGCAGGCGGAGCUGGUCAAACGCUACGGCGGCUUCAUCAAGAGAAUCGACAAGAACAAGAACAAAAUCUUCAGCUCGCCGGUGCGCGACAACUACAUCAUGAAGACCGACGCGCUGCCCCAGAAAUACGAGGACUUGUUGAAGAGACUGGAGGAACGAGACGCGCACGACGCACCGGAGGACCCGACGCUGCUGCGCACUUACAGUAAACGCUACGGCGGCUUUUUACGCAAAUUCGGCCCCAAAUCAAGGAGGAGUAGCUCGGCGGAGCAGGAGAGCCAGGAGCCCGAGGAGCUGCAGAAGCGCUACGGAGGCUUCAUGAGGAGGAUCCGACCAAAGUUAAACAACCUGAAGUGGGACAAGCGCUACGGAGGCUUUUUGCGGCGCCACUUCAAAAUCUCUGUGCGCUCAGUGGAGGAGCCCUAUUCCUCCUACGAUGAUCUGAGCCUAUAA
This is a messenger RNA of Pleuronectes platessa (European plaice), 861 nucleotides long. RefSeq names its product prodynorphin (gene pdyn). Gene Ontology annotation, cellular component: axon terminus; plasma membrane; dendrite. Lineage: Eukaryota; Metazoa; Chordata; Actinopteri; Pleuronectiformes; Pleuronectidae. The record is from RefSeq and is a predicted model, not a curated record. Gene Ontology annotation, biological process: neuropeptide signaling pathway; chemical synaptic transmission; sensory perception. Gene Ontology annotation, molecular function: opioid receptor binding.